AUGACUAAUUGGAGAAAAACAAUGGAAGUAUUUAAUACGCAUGUUGGUGGUGUAGCUAGUGCUCACAAUGAUGCGAGAACACAACUUGAGGCUUUUAAAAAUCAACGACAAAGUGUGUCACAUUUGCUACAAGCACAAGGGCGUGAAAUGGAGGUUGCAUAUCGCACUCCAUUAACGACAACUUUAGAUGUUACACGCUUUCUUUUGAAACAAGGUUUGUCUUUCCGUGGACAUGACGAGUCAUUGAAUUCUUCAAAUAAAGGUAACUUUCUUGAAUUGAUUGAGUGGUAUACCCAAAGAAAUGAUGAGGUUGCCAAGACCAUGAAUGAAAAUGCCCCUGGAAACAAUCAAAUGAAGUCUCCAACAGUUCAAAAGGAUUUAACACGAGCUUGUGCUGCUGAAGUCACAAAUGUCAUUCUUAAUGAUAUAAAAGACAAUAUAUUUUCUCUUAUGGUUGAUGAGUGUCGAGAUAUUUCAGUCAAAGAACAAAUGGGAGUUGAUUUAAGAUACGUGAACAAACAUGGAUGUGUUAUUGAAAGAUUUCUUGCUAUUGUACAUGUGUCUUACACUUCUGCUAUUUCUUUAAAGAAGGUUAUUGAUGAAUUGUUUGCAAAACAUAAGUUGUCAUUAUCAAGAUUGAGAGGUCAAGGAUACGAUGGAGCUUCAAAUAUGCGAGGUGAGUAUAAUGGAUUGAAGGCUCUUAUAUUGAAGGAAAAUUCAUCUGCAAGGUAUGUCCAUUGUUUUGCUCACCAACUUCAACUAGUUGUUGUUGCAGUUGCUAAAAGUAAUCGAAUUGUGAAUGAUUUCUUCCAAUAUGUUACUAUGAUUGAGAAUAUUACUGGUGCUUCAUGCAAAAGAAAAGAUAAGUUUAGACAACUUAAACAUGAUAGACUUGUAGAAUGUUUGGAGAAAGGAGAUAUUGUUAGUGGCAAAGGAAAAAAUCAGAAAAUCGGUUUAAAACGACCAGGGGAUACUCGUUGGGGUUCACAUUACAUGACUAUUAUCCGUUUGAUGUCUACGUGGACUUCUGUUUUACAAGUGCUUGAAAAUGUGUAUGAUGAUGGUAUUAAUGAUGAUAAUAGUAGUAUCGCCACCAGUUUAAUUGAUAAGAUGGAGAGUUAUGAAUUUGUGUUUGUGAUGCAUUUAAUGAAAUCUUUAUUGGGAAUCACAAAUGAAUUGUCACUUACCUUACAACAAAAGAAUCAAAACAUUGUACUGGCUGUAUCGCCACCAUUAAAUGGAAAGGUCAUCCAAAUUAAUUUGUCCUUCAGCCCUUCUCAAUGGACGGGGCGUGAUUUGAGAAUUUCUCAAAAUCUGAUCGGUCAAUUCCUUUCAUUGAAGGUGGAUGUUGAUGAGUAG
Zingiber officinale is the source of this 1359-nucleotide messenger RNA. Its product is annotated as zinc finger MYM-type protein 1-like. The transcript is spliced from 2 exons. The coding region runs from base 1 to 1359 and encodes 452 amino acids. The record is from RefSeq and is a predicted model, not a curated record. Lineage: Eukaryota; Viridiplantae; Streptophyta; Magnoliopsida; Zingiberales; Zingiberaceae.